GUUCAACAAUGUAAACCAACAGAGUUUAGAUGUGCUAGUGGUGAUUGUGUCGAGGGAUCAUAUAGAUGUGAUGGUCAAAUUGACUGUAUUGAUAAUUCAGAUGAAAUUGGUUGCAGUAAUAUCUGUAAGGAUGAGGAAUUUAAAUGUCGAUCUGGAGACUGUAUUGAUAUAUUUUUAAUUUGUAAUGGACGUAUUGAAUGUCCUGAUGGAAGUGAUGAAGAUGACUGUCCAGUUGGACCAUCUGGAACCUGUAGAGAUGAUGAAUUCCGAUGUAUUGAUGGUACCUGUAUCAAUUUUAAUUUCCGAUGUGAUAGCAGAUCAGAUUGCCCAGAUGGUGAUGAUGAAUUUGGUUGUCGUAAG
Molecule: messenger RNA, 360 nt
Organism: Lottia gigantea (owl limpet)
Lineage: Eukaryota; Metazoa; Mollusca; Gastropoda; Lottiidae
Exons: 3
Molecular function (GO): protein binding
Source: RefSeq, a predicted model, not a curated record